GGCGCGAACUCAAUCUUACGAGCAGUGGCCCCGACAUCGAUCUCUCGCGGCUCGUAGGAUCCCGGCUCGUUGCUGAUCCCCCUCGCAUCGCCCGCAUUAAUCGCGCGCGUCAUCGGCAUAUAUUACGAGGAAGAAAUUUGCCCACUGUAGUUUCCCUUUUGUAGACAAUCGUCGUUCGUCGCUCAAGAUAGUCAGUUGCGAAAGCUCUAUUUGCGUACGCAUUCGCGGCGUUAGCUUAUGACAAUGGCGAAUAGAAACAAUGUCGAGCUCGCGUUUCAAUCGACAGAAUCUGCGUCGAGAGUUCCACGUAACGAUUCUGCUAAAAGUAUCAUAAGCUGCGAAAACAGAAGGCCAGAAUGCAGCGCUCAACGUAUAUUUAUCUCUGCGAUGGACGCGAUUAACCAUGUACUGAUCAUAGCAGUAACGAUAUAUCUCGUAUAUUACUCAGCGAAGGAACAUCACGUAAUAAAUAUACACGUAAUCCUCUGCACUUUCGGGUACGUUCUGCUGAUGUCGGAGGCUAUUGUUGUCUUGGCGGGUGAUCAUUUUCUCACUAAUUCUCUCUCGCGUCGCGCCAACAAACAUCUCCAUUGGAUUCUCCAAGGCAUCGGGCUGAUUUUCAAUUUCGUCGGCAUAGGCCUCAUGUACAACAGCAAUAAAGUACACUUUCAUUCGAUUCACGGUAUUACGGGCUUCACCUCCCUGGUAAUCGUGUGCACGGUAACGAUCUUUGGAUAUCCAGUGUGGAUCGCGUGGAAAGUACGUAAGUUUGUGCGGCCAGUGGUUAUCAAGUUCCUUCACAAUUUUCUGGGCACUGCUGGUUUUGCCAUUGGUAUGGUAGCGCAGUGUUAUGGUUACAAAAAGAAAUGGAUAUACCAGACGACGAAAGAAGAGUACGCCAGCGACGUACUACUUGUUCUUACGGUAUUGAUCACGAUACUAUCUCUGAGAAGCGCACUACUUUCUCUCACCAGACAAGGUGUCGGUUUUCUAAGAUUACUUUGUCCCUCUGUCUCGUAGAAGAAAAAAAUGCUGAAAAAAAUAAUAAUCGCCAGUUUUAUUUUAUUAAUUUUUUUUUUUAUAGUUAGAACGAUGUAAAUGUAAAUGCAUUGUGAAUAUAAUUAAUAUAAAUAUAAUGUAAAUAAUUAUAUAUAAUUUUAUCAAAGAACUAAUGACUAAAUACAACCUUUUUUUUAUUUAUAUAAUAAAAUAUAAUGUAAAUAUUAUAUUUUAAUAGGAUAUAAUUCUCUUUAAAAGGUUUUGUAAUUUCUUUUUAUACGAUGUAUCAACAUUUUUCUAUUUAAAACUACAAGAAAUUUAUUGGAAAAAAUUGUUCUGACAUUCAGAUAAAUUUUGCUCUUGCAACAAAGAAUUAAUUAUUUAUCUGCAAUUUAAUCUAUUCAAAUACGAAAUAUCAAUAGCUCAAGAUAUAAAAUCAAUUUUAUGCAAAAAGCUAUGAACUAGAAAUAAUACAAAGAACAUAAUUGUCAUAAUUUCAUUAUUUACAUUAAUGAUAUAAUUAUUGGAUAUUUUAUACUGCGCUAUUAAAUGUUAGUUUAGCAAUUAUUUGAGCGUUACAAGGCGAUAUCAAUAACGCUUUAGCUAUUAUUUAAAUUGCGCGUAAUCGACCAUUAUUAAAUUAUUAUUAGCUUUUACUUUUAUUAUUGUCAGUUGUUUAACAUAAUAGUUUGUAUUCCGAGAGACAGGCAGGCACGUCAAUUUAAGAAGCAUUUCGAGGGAAAGCUAACUCAUGCUAGUAAAAUAUCUCGCAAACAAAGUCUGACUCCUUUGGUGGUGAAGAUAAUGUUAUUACAGAAUCGAAUUGCAAGAUGUUCCGGAUGCGAGCAUUCGGUUACGGCAACAUGCCACUUCUAGCUUCUGACGGCGUAUAAACGAGAGAAGUCAAAGUUUAAUUAGACGCUAAAGCAUAGUACAGUCUGAAAUUUCGAAAGUCGUAAUUUCUCCUUGCUGCCAAACUGUAGUCUGUUUCCUAUUUUCUGUCUAAUAUACAAUAUAUAUAUAUAUAUAUAUAUAUAUAUAU
Messenger RNA from Cataglyphis hispanica, 2041 nucleotides. RefSeq lists its product as uncharacterized. The record is from RefSeq and is a predicted model, not a curated record. Lineage: Eukaryota; Metazoa; Arthropoda; Insecta; Hymenoptera; Formicidae. Gene Ontology annotation, molecular function: transmembrane monodehydroascorbate reductase activity. The transcript is spliced from 3 exons. The coding region runs from base 238 to 1020 and encodes 260 amino acids.